Hermetia illucens (black soldier fly) is the source of this 1076-nucleotide messenger RNA. Its product is annotated as hypodermin-A-like. Gene Ontology annotation, biological process: proteolysis. Lineage: Eukaryota; Metazoa; Arthropoda; Insecta; Diptera; Stratiomyidae. The coding region runs from base 103 to 996 and encodes 297 amino acids. The transcript has 6 exons. The record is from RefSeq and is a predicted model, not a curated record. Gene Ontology annotation, molecular function: serine-type endopeptidase activity.
CAGCGGGUUGACAUUUGUUCCAAAUUGGAGACCUUGUAAAAGUUUGUUUUAUUUUAAAAAUUUAAUUUAUUGUAAUUAAUUUAUAUUGUGGAUUUAUUUAAAAUGAAAAAUUUGUUUUUAUUAGCCAUCCUGAUAUCAAUCAGUUUUAUAUCCCAACUUUAUGGCUUUCGUAUAGUGAAUGGGACGGAGGCCAAGUUCGGAGAGUUCCCAUUUGCGGUUGCGCUAAUUACAAUUUAUGGCAAUGGGAUACCCUUUUGCAGUGGCAGUUUGAUUACCUCAGUAAAUGUUUUGACAACAGCUCAUUGUUUCAGAAAACCCCAUGAUUUAUGGGGCAAAGUAGUACUUGCCGGAGAGAUUGAUCCACUUAGACCCAGUUAUGAAAGGCCACCACCCAGUAGACAGUUGCGCAGGAUCAUAUCAGUUACCAACCAUCCUAAAGCAUUUGAUGGACAAGGAAAAACGAAUAGAGAAUUUGAUGUUGGGAUAAUUAAGGUGGCGGAGGCUUUUAUCCUAUCGGCAAAUGUAGCCACUAUUUCGAUAGCAAAAAAAACUUUGCCGAAUCGAUCCUCAUGCGUUGCCAUUGGAUUUGGUCGAAAUGUAGAAGGGCCUGAUGGAUACCACAAAUCUGACAGAAAACUUCGUUAUGGGAAAUUUAUUAUAAAUUCAAGUAAGUGUGAUUUCCAGAAAGGCGCGGUUUACUGUAUUUACAGCCGUAAAAGGAUGACACUUUUCGGUGACUCGGGAGGGCCUCUCAUAGAUCGUUAUCCGUGGCAGAAGUAUCAAUAUGGGGUCGACUCUGGCAGUGUAAUCAGACCCAAAUAUAAGGUCUCGUUUUACACAAAUGUAGCGUUGCACAGAAGAUGGAUAAUCGAACAACUUGGGUACAAAUCUAGCGGAACAAGGACAUCUAAGUUUCUACUUAUAAAGAGCGUUACUUGCGGAUUCAUAUUUCAAAUUAUUUUAAAAGGACCAAAUUUUAAAUUGGUGCUAUUUUAGGGGAGGGAUCUUUGAUGGCUGUUUAAAGGGGAUGUAAAGUUACUUGACAUGAUUAACAAUAAAGCAAAGGUUGGAUUCGA